GUUGUUUGUGUUUAACCUUUAUGACGACAGUCGAAGGAUCGCAGGUGUGGUGUCGAUAUUCUUUGUGUUUAGGCCUCCGUUCAGACCAAGAAAUGGAUAAUUCUAGUAGCUAUGUUCUCGAGAACCAGUCCACUUGUUCUCCCAUCGUUUCUGCUUUGAUCACAACAGCUAUUUCUGUUGUUAGCAUUUUUUCGUUGGUCGGCAAUAUUUUGGUGACUGCAGUUUUUCUUACCAACAAAACCCUUAGGACAAGUACAAAUUAUUUCAUUGUUAACAUGGCCGUUGGGGAUCUAUUGUCCGCUGUGAGCACAUGGCCGCUGUACGCCACUGAGGGGAUGCUGUCAGGGAAACAUUUGAUCGAUGAUCCAGCAGCCACAGCUGUUUGUAAAAUAAGUCUGUAUUUCAGAGGCGUGUCACAGGUUAUUUCAGUUUUCAGCUUAGUCGGUAUAGUCGUGGAGAGGUUCGUUGCUGUAGUUCAUCCACUUAAGGCUAAAGUUCUGAUGGAAAAGACUCGACCCCGAGCUGUUUCAUUGGCACUGACUUGGAUCAUCCCGUUACUACUAGCUGUACCAUACCUCAGAUUCUUACGGAUCGUUAGGCUUAAUGAGAAUCAACCACUCUGCUCGCUUUCGUGGGAAGCGGAGAACCGCUAUGUAUUCUAUGCUAUUGGAUUUGUUAUGUUCUACUGUACCCCCCUGGUUUUGAUCAUCGUUCUUUAUACCAAGAUCAUAAAAAGUUUGAAGCGAUCAAGACGUGUCACUGAUGAGCAGGACCAAGCGCUGAAUAAGAUAAGAGCAAGAAAUCACAAACAAAACCAGAAUAUUAUGAAGGUCUUUGCAUCAAUUGUCGUGGUCUUUUUCGUCUGCUGGACUUCAAUUGUUGUAUAUCUAAUAUUACUUGAAGCAGUUUACCCAUCGCAAGACAGAGACUCUUGUUUGCUUGUACUAGGUUUGUUAUUUUACAUAUUGCCAUCUUUACCAGCAGCAAUCAACCCCAUAAUACUUUUCGUGUCGAGCACAAAUUUCCUUACUGCUUUGAAGGAAAUGUUCAAUCGUUUUUUGUGCAUAAAGUUAUGGAUGAGAGGCUCUCGUUGAACUUAAUUUGGUGAUUAACAAUUAAGGAGUGAGGAUUGUUCUUUUCAAAAAAAAUCAAAUUUGAACGAAAGCUUCUGAAU
Molecule: messenger RNA, 1174 nt
Organism: Pocillopora damicornis (cauliflower coral)
Lineage: Eukaryota; Metazoa; Cnidaria; Anthozoa; Scleractinia; Pocilloporidae
Product: neuropeptide FF receptor 1
Biological process (GO): G protein-coupled receptor signaling pathway
Cellular component (GO): plasma membrane
Molecular function (GO): G protein-coupled receptor activity
Source: RefSeq, a predicted model, not a curated record